Molecule: messenger RNA, 1863 nt
Organism: Aspergillus oryzae RIB40
Lineage: Eukaryota; Fungi; Ascomycota; Eurotiomycetes; Eurotiales; Aspergillaceae
Product: fungal specific transcription factor domain-containing protein
Exons: 9
Coding region: 1-1863 (620 amino acids)
Biological process (GO): positive regulation of transcription from RNA polymerase II promoter by galactose; DNA-templated transcription
Cellular component (GO): nucleus
Molecular function (GO): zinc ion binding; DNA-binding transcription factor activity, RNA polymerase II-specific; RNA polymerase II cis-regulatory region sequence-specific DNA binding
Source: RefSeq, a predicted model, not a curated record
AUGACCGCUCAGCCAGAGAAGAAAGUAGACGAGCUUUCCGCAAAGCUCCGGGUGGCUGAAUCUGAAAUUGCUUCCCAACGCUCUCCACAGUCUCAGAGAGAAGCGACAGCCCCUGAAACCAGGCAGAUGCCCCAUUCCAUAAUAGAAGCGACCCCGUGUUCCAUGCCUCGGCAUGGCUCGACCCCAAGAGAAGAGAUACCGCUGUCAUACGACAAUCAUGAUGAGGCCGGGGACUCUGUGGAGGAUGAGAUCAGCGAGCUUAAUCACCAUACCAACGGCAUCGAGUUUCACGGGAGCACAUCGUCUACUGCAUUGAUAGGCCAUCUUCAAAAAAGACACGAGCCCAGACGAACUCAAGAGCGACAUAGUCUCGCUGGUGUGCCAGAGUACUCUAUAGUCUCGACUCUGCAUAAUUCAAGUUUCUCGCCUUCAUACACGGCUGGUCCGGCGCAACCCGCGGCACUUCAUGAACACAACUACUACUUUGAGCAGGCUCAUGCAUUUAUGAACGGAUAUUUCGAGAACAUCCAUUUUAUUCAUCCUCUGAUUGACAAAGAGGACUUUUGCCUGCGAGCCCACGAUCUGUGGUUCAACCGAACUACACAACCAGAACCAAGUUUUGUCGCACUGUAUCUGAGCAUUCUCUCAUUUGGCGCCUUGGUUCGUGUUUGGGAUGAGGAGCGACUUGGAGGAUUGACGCGUUUUGAGUGGAGCCGGAAGUUGUUCGGCGAAGCCCAAGUCUACCUGAACUAUCUGCAGUUUUCGAAUAAUCUGGACACAGUCCAGUGCUUGUACCUCAUGGCUAAAAUCUGCCAAAAUGAGCUAAAUCCGAAUUUGGCUUAUAUGUACUUGGGUCUUGCUAUACGCACAUGUCUAGCUGCUGGUUUCAACAGAGAAGUGCGUAACUCCACAGAGCAACGGGCGGGUUGGAUCUCAAAAACUUGGUGGGGCCUAUUCUCUCUGGAAAUUGAGAUGAGCUUUUCAGUUGGCCGUCCUGAUACUCUAGGCAUGGAUGAAUACCACAAUCGAGCUCUUCCGGAAAGAGACGAUUCCGAAUAUGCCAUCAUACCAUGGAUGGUUGACUUUGCACAAAUGAUCCGCAAGGUGUCCGUGCAAAUCUACCAUUCUCGAAUUACCUUGCAGGAUAAAUUGCAGGUUGCGCUGCAAAUUGAGGCUGAGUUGGACAGAUGGAUGUUGAGACUCCCGGAGAGAAUUAAGCCAGAUAUCCUGAGACAAGGAGCAUCUGGCGGUGCACUGCGAGACCCAAAGUGGGCUCGCCGGCAACGGUUAGUCUUAGGCAUUCGCUAUUAUAACGUCAAGAUGCUCCUGUUCCGCCCAUUUCUCAGUCACUUUACACGCAAAUUAAGACACCCACCGAUCGAACUGGAACAGACCAUCGGGAAGUGUCUUGACGCUGCGAUGAAAACAAUUGAAGUCAUCUACGAUAUCUACCGGAUUCAUACGUUCUUCCGGUGCUGGUGGUAUAACACAACAUACGUGAUGUUCGCCACAUCAACCCUGUUACUCCCCAUGAUCAAGCUUGGCAUGUGCCCUGAAACUAUCCCACUGCGACGAUCCGUGGAGAUGGCGCUGGAAAUAUUGGAAGCAAUGGAAGAGUCAGUUGUGGCACGGAAGUCCGUGGAUCUUAUCAAGCGGUAUCUCAGGGAAUUUAGCUUGUCGGACGCUCAAUCAAGUAUGGUGAACAUUGAGGGAAGCGUUCCAGCAUAUGCAGCGGAGAGUCCUAGUCAGGGUACAUUUGACAUACCGGAAUGGGCUCACGGCUUUGGAUUCCCGGAUUGUUCAUUCGAAGGAAUCGCCCGGCUCUUCGAUGAUAUAGGAGGACUGCCUAUGUUGGACAAUUGA